UCGAUAUAUUGAAGAAUGGCGGGCAACAGCGUUCCAAUUUUAUUGGUCACCGCGAAUGUUGGCAGUAUUUUCGAGGAGCCUAGCGUGAUGUUGAAAAUUUGGACGGAGGAAUUUUUAUCUACUAUAUUGAGGCUGGAUCCAAAAUUUAUUGCAUUGCACUGCCAAGAAGUAGGUGGAAAAAGUUACGAGCACAGCACUAGGCAGGUGGAAGACUUUGUUAGAUUACUAAUGUCAUCGGAAGAAUUAAGACUGUUUGACAAAAUUAGAGUAUUCUUGGAUGAAGAUUAUUCAUCUGCUGAACAUUUUACGGCUCUUGGAAAUUUUUACUUUGUGCAUGAAUCUUUGAAAGAAGUUUUAUUAUGGGACUUCCAAGAAUGUACUUUUAUACCAGUGAAUGGAAAAGAGGUUCAUUCUGGUAAUAUAGAAGCAGUCGCGACCAAAGAAAAAGCAAAGUUCCCUCAGGAAUUUUUUCCAGAAUGUAAAUGGUCCAGGAAAGGAUUUCUGAGAACACGAUGGAGUAUUAGUGGAACAGUUUUUGAUCUCAUAAAUAUACAUUUAUUUCAUGAUGCCAGUAAUUUUAUUGCUAUGGAAACGUUUCCAUCCGUAUAUAGUAAGACGCGUAGAAGAGCGCUCGAGCAUACAUUAGAUAGGUUUCAUAACGAUAAAUAUUCAAAUGUACCAUACUUUUUAUUUGGAGACUUUAAUUUUAGGACAGACACAGCCGGUGUAAUCAAGAAACUUACAGAAGAUACUCAAGAAAAAAGGUUAUCAAACAAAGGGAAUGUUUCAAAACUGCAGUUUCACAAUAAAGACGAUGAUCUCAUAUUAACAUUAGGAAAGAAAGAAUUUUCUCAUUGCGAGCAUCAGAAUGUUUUUGUGCAAAAUAGUGGACAAUGGCUACGUGAAUAUGACAGAGAGCUGGAAAACUUUGAUGGAAGAUUAUUUGAAUUUCCGAUUAAAUUUGUACCCAGUUACCCAUUUGAAGAAGAUAUCAAUGAAGGUUCAAAUUAUAUGCAGACAAGAGUACCGGCUUGGUGCGAUCGUGUUCUGCUCAGCCCUACCGCUAAAAUGCUAGUCCAAGAUAUAUCGUCAUUGGAUGCCGUGGAGUAUGGAAUAAUAGGUCCAACGACUUGUAUGGGUGACCAUAAGCCAGUCUACUUGAGGGCUAAUCUCAUCUUGGACGAAGACACGAUGAACGAGGAGUCCGAAUCGGGUACGAUGUCCAGUUUGAACAGUCGUGAGAUAUUCAACAAUAAUAACGACAACCACAGCAACAACAAUAACAACGGUGCGACAACCAUCACGAGAUAUAUUCACAUUAAACACGCGGACUCGGCGGUUAAGAUUUUUCGGGAAACGACCGUCUGAUAUUGAAUUUAUUACGUGUACAGUCCUCGCUUGCAAAUUACUAUUUCACGUUGCGUGAAAUAACGUUUCAUAAGCUUAUAGGUACAACAUAUUUUAAUGGUAUCGCGAUGCACCGGCAACCGAUCUGCGCAAAGAUCUCGCCGCGUCGUUUUCGGAACAUACUGAUAAUCGAAUCGAAUCGAUUAUCGACUUUAAAACCCGUUGAUUGCGAUCGAUCGAUAAUCGUAAGUCGUACGUGCACUCGUAUAUGGGUAAACUCACGCGAUUCGGUAAAUUGAAUGCAAAGUAACGCAAAUAGUGCGAUUACGAAAUGUUUCGUUCACGACGGACGAAUGACGACUGCCGCAAAUACCCUAGCGUGCCCUCGUUAUAAACUGUUUUUCGCGCGCAUAUACAAAAAGCUUUGGGUAUGUUUACACGAAACUUGUUACGCGAUUAGUAAUCCAUUGAUUCAAAAUACAUCCCGUUAAACUAUACAAUGGAGAUGUUAUAGCAAGGAAAAAAGACGAGACUUUUUCGAGAAUUGUUAAUGUAACGAAACGUAUCUGUCAGUACAAUCGCGUGUGCGACAAUUAUUGUAUUUUAUUCAUUAAGUGUCUCGGUGUUCCUAUGCUACGUUCUUUCGAACAGCUCUUCCCAAGACCUGAGAUCUUGCAAUGAUUUGUAUGAUUAGAUGAGCAGAGAUACACGCUACUGUAAACGUUUCCAUGGGAGAUCGUCUGAUGUGAUAUUACCGUGGUACCUCACUUUGUUGGUUUCCAUUGUUGGAAACCGCGGAAGUCGAAAGAAGAGAAUUGCGCUACGAUUGCUGCCAAUAUCGAUUCCACUUCACUUUUUGCAAUGCGAUUCAAUUUAAACCGACACGCAUUCGCUUUGAAUUUCAUUGCAAAAAGUCGAUAAGGGUCAUUUGCAAGCGAAUUAUUAUGUGCGGAAAUAAAAAGAGUAAAAGAAUCUAUUUCUAGUUGAAAUUUCGUACAUAACAACUCUAUUGCAAUUGCAUAAUGUACACAUCAUAUAGAUACACACACACACACACAUAUAUAUAUAUAUGUGUGCGUGUGUGUGUGUCUGUGCACUAUUUAUACAUUGGCGUCGAAUUUCAAUGAUAAUAAAUUCCUAGUACGAAAAUAUAUCCUUGCCAUAUAUAUAUAUAUUUUUUUUUCAUUUUAUUUUAUGGCUACAAUAUUGAAUAGCAGUAAGCGCAUUAUUUUCGACAAUUCAAAUUAUUACCGAUCUCUGAUAUAAUGUGCUCGAAGCACUCGAUUCACGAUAAUAUCUUAAUCCGAUCCAAUUGGACUAAAUUUCCGAGUACAUUCCAUUAGCGUAACAACUAGCUAGUGAACUCGAAGCUUAUUAAAAACUGUUGGAAAGUACUCGAAUAUCGUUAAUAUAGGAAGUAAAAUGUUUAGACGUGAUAGGUCGUAUGUAUUGCACGCAACAUAUCUGUAUUCCUCUAUCGACAUGCAUACGAUAAAUGUAUACUUGUUAUAAGUCCCCUACGGAAGUUUGCCGCUACUUAAAAGUCCUUCAAAUCCUUCCACUGCCCCUGGUUACAUCACUGGCGAAUUUACAUAUUUCGGUGUUAUAUACAAAUAUGUACAAGAAUGUAGUAAUGCCAUAAUCUGUCGAGUGUAAUGGAUUAUGUCUGUUAGUUCCAUUUUAAAUUUUAUCGCGAACAAUUCAAAUGAUUUUAACGUAACACUAUAUUGUUAUAACAUAACCCCUUCGCGAUCAAGUCUCGCCAAAAUAUCAGUCCUUCCGGUCUUACGUUUUCAAUUAUCGGCUUCGAUGCAGGAGGCGAAGAAUUAUUUUAUAAGAAGGUUUAAUGUAUUCCGAGGAGUCGAUACGUUUACCUACGACUGCUUUCAAAUCCGUUCCAUCCGAUCAUGCAGUUUCUCAUCUGUAACGAUAGCGAAGACGUAAGCACGAAUGGCAAGAAUCGUAGAAGGUAAUCGAUAUUUUGAAUAGGUUGUUUACUUAACGAAAAAUCGUAUAUGUCACUCGUUCGGUGACAUACACGAAGCUACCAUUUCUGGCCACAUUUUCUCAAAUGUUCUUUUGGCGAUUGUUAUUCCAAAUGUCUGUUUCCGAAGUGUAUGUCGAUGAUAAUCGUAAGCCAUUCCUAAAGAGUUAGCCGUAAGACAGUUGAAGAUAAAGUGUACAAUUCGAUAAUUAGAGAUUCGAUGAAGUACCUGAUCUGUUUGAUCAAUGCUUAAAGUAUACUGCAAUUGUUUCUUGUACGUAACUAUUUUACAAAACUGAGUAUUUUAUAGACCAACGAAAUGUUCGCUGCGAUCGCAAUUAAACAUUCUAUUCUAUGCUAUGCAAUACCUAGAAAUACACGAACCGUCGAAUUGUAUGCUUUGUCCGUAACGCAAUAAUUUAACUCGAUGUACGUAUUAACAUGUAUGUAAGAUUAAGGAUUUGACGCUUUCACCAGACUGGUUUUAGGAUCUUCCGUGCGGGCAAGUUUUUCGAGAGAAUUUUUGAAAAGAAUCGCCAUUUAAUUGCAUCAUCAUCGAGAGAAGAAUCGAUGACUUGUUUGUUUUCUAUGCCUCUAUAGUUUACAAACGGAUUUAAAUAACGGUAGAAUUUAACUAAUAAACAUG
This is a messenger RNA of Eufriesea mexicana, 3977 nucleotides long. It is a transcript of the gene 5PtaseI, whose product is annotated as inositol polyphosphate-5-phosphatase A. Gene Ontology annotation, biological process: phosphatidylinositol dephosphorylation. Gene Ontology annotation, molecular function: inositol-polyphosphate 5-phosphatase activity. The record is from RefSeq and is a predicted model, not a curated record. Lineage: Eukaryota; Metazoa; Arthropoda; Insecta; Hymenoptera; Apidae. The coding region runs from base 16 to 1368 and encodes 450 amino acids. The transcript is spliced from 12 exons.